Messenger RNA from Sphenostylis stenocarpa, 177 nucleotides. NCBI's taxonomy places the organism in Eukaryota, Viridiplantae, Streptophyta, Magnoliopsida, Fabales, Fabaceae. The record is from the annotation of a GenBank genome assembly.
AUGGCGUGUGGAAUUGGAAUGUGUGUGGCAAUCGAUGGUAACCUUCUCAUCAACUACUCUCACCAAAUCCAAAUGCCAACCCUUGAUAAAGCAACAUGGCAGAGAAGAAAAAGUGAAGAAGUUUCUGCAGUAAAGAAACCCAUGCGACUUUGGAUUCUUUGCCACAUGAACAAGUGA